CGAGGCUGGAUCGGGGGGCAACAGCGUGCUGAGCGAGGCCGCCCCGGGCGGCUUCCCGCACUACCAGGGCGAGGUGCCGGUGCAGCGCAUUGUGCGGCUGUGCCCCCACAGCGGCCACCAGCAGGCGUCCCAGGUGCCCGGCGUCGGCCAGCCGCUCCUGGGCGGCUCGCGCACCUCCGAGGGCAGCAGCUAUAGGCCCCCGCUCUCGCCCGGCGACGCGGCGAGGUCCGUGCCCCUGGUCCCCGCGACGGUCGUGACCGCGACCGCAUCGGCCAGCCACUUCCCCCAGGCCUCGUUGCGGCUGCCCGCCUCGCCCGGCGGGGUGGUGAGCACCGUGGUCAUGCAGGCCCCGCAGCGGCUCCACACGCCGGGCAGGUCGCCGCACACGCCGCACACCCCGGGCGUGGCGCCCGUGCUGUCCGCUGGCGCAACGCCGUCACCUUCGCUCGCCCCGCCAGAAGGCCGCAUCCAGAGCCAGUUCCCGUGGUCCGUGCCGCAGCCAGUCGAGCCGGCGGUCCACUACGCGCCGCGGGGGCAGGCGCACUACAGCCCGCCCACCUACACGACCGUGAUCAGCCCCGCGCCGCCACCCAGGAGGGAGUGAGCGCCCGCGCCGGCGCGCGGGGAGAUUUCCCAGAUCGCUUGCCUUUGCCAGCGGAGGAGGAGG
This is a messenger RNA of Prorocentrum cordatum, 667 nucleotides long. Lineage: Eukaryota; Dinophyceae; Prorocentrales; Prorocentraceae. The record is from the annotation of a GenBank genome assembly.